Dovyalis caffra is the source of this 489-nucleotide messenger RNA. NCBI's taxonomy places the organism in Eukaryota, Viridiplantae, Streptophyta, Magnoliopsida, Malpighiales, Salicaceae. The record is from the annotation of a GenBank genome assembly.
AUGGCAUCAUCAAAAGGAGGAGGAGUAGCCACCAGUCCAGCGGCGGCGGCAGUGAGAGCAUCAGAUAUGGAGAAAAUGAGUAUAGAACAACUAAAAGCAAUAAAAGAACAAACAGAUCUUGAAGUCAAUCUCUUACAAGACAGCCUUAACAACAUUAAAACAGCCACUGGUCGUCUUGAAAACGCCGCCUCUUCACUUCAUGACCUCUCUUUCCGUCCUCAAGGAAAGAAGAUGUUGGUGCCAUUAACUGCUUCACUUUAUGUACCGGGUACACUUGAUGAUGCUGAUAAAGUUCUUGUUGAUAUUGGCACCGGAUACUUUGUUGAGAAAACAAUGAAUGAAGGGAGAGAUUAUUGUGAGCGCAAGAUUAACUUGUUGAAAUCUAACUUUGAUCAGCUUAUUGAGCUUGCAACUAAAAAGAAGACUGUAGCAGAUGAAGCAGGGGCAAUCUUACAGGCGAAGCUGAGGCAGUUGGCUCCUACAACUUAG